Molecule: messenger RNA, 1638 nt
Organism: Eublepharis macularius
Lineage: Eukaryota; Metazoa; Chordata; Lepidosauria; Squamata; Eublepharidae
Product: sodium/hydrogen exchanger 9B2-like
Exons: 12
Coding region: 1-1638 (545 amino acids)
Biological process (GO): proton transmembrane transport
Cellular component (GO): membrane
Molecular function (GO): antiporter activity
Source: RefSeq, a predicted model, not a curated record
AUGGUUGGCCGCAGCACGGUGGGCGGGUCCCACCCUACGGAGGACUCUGCGGGGGCCAUGCGAGGCAGCAAGGUGGGUGCUGUUAGGCAUGUCGGCUGCUGUCGGGUAUCUCCGAAGCUGGAGCCUCAGAAGUCCAGUAUUGCAGACACCAUCGCAGUCUAUGGCAGUUUAGAAGCGGAAGAGUCAGACCUUUUGCCUGACCUGAAGCUGUCCCAGAAACUGAAGCUCAUCUGUGCUUGUCCUCCAAAAGGCAUCAUUGCCAAUGCAGUAACCAAUGUGGCAGCAGCAACACUAAUCUGGGCUGUGGUGUGGUCUGUUGCACAACAUGAGAGUCUUCCUGGUGGGAACUUCUUUGGCCUUUUGUUCCUUUUCUUUUCUGCUGUAAUUGGUGGUAAAGUCAUGGGGCAAAUUAAAUUACCUGGCCUGCCUCCACUCCCGCGUCUUUUUGGAAUGCUGUUUGCUGGCUUUCUCAUCAGAAAUAUCCCAGUCACCAGUGACUUAGUCAAGAUCAACGUGAAAUGGUCAGCGAACGUGAGGAAUAUGGCUCUGUCCAUUAUCUUGGCCCUUGCUGGGCUUGGCCUUGACCCACAGGCUCUGAAUAAGUUAAAAGCUGUCUGUGCCCGGCUAACCUUUGGGCCCGGCGUCACUGAAGCAUGUGCAGCAGCUGUGGCAUCUCAUUUUAUCAUGCAACUGCCAUGGGCAUGGGGAUUAAUGUUAGGAUUUGUUCUGGGUGCCGUGUCUCCCGCCGUUGUUGUCAUUUCAAUGCUGAUGUUGCAGGCACAAGGAUAUGGAACUGAAAAGGGCAUCCCGACCUUGCUAAUAGCAGCCAGCAGCUUAGAUGACAUCGUGGCCAUCACAGGCUUCAAUACCUUUUUGGGGAUGGCCUUCUCUACAGGUAGCCCUGUCUUUGUCACUGUCCUCCGCGGUGUGCUACAGGUUGUGGUUGGUGCAGUAUCUGGGGGCAUUCUUGGACUUUUCAUUUGGUACUUUCCAAGCAAAGAUCAGAAAUUUCUUGUUUGGAAGAGAGCAUUCUUUGUGAUGGGCCUAUCUGUAUUGGCUGUUUUGAGCAGCAAACACUUGGGCUUCCCUGGAUCUGGAGGGCUCUGUACAGUUGUCCUGUCAUUUCUAGGUGGCUUGGCAUGGUCAGAUGAGAAGAGAGAAGUUGAAGAAAUUGUUGCAAUUGCCUGGGAGAUUCUUCAGCCUUUUCUUUUUUCUUUAAUUGGAGCGGAAAUAUCCAUUGUUUCCAUUGGAGCUAGAAAAAUUGGGCUUUGUUUGGCCACAAUGGGUGCUGCGUUAACAGUCCGGAUGACUGCUGCAUUCUUGCUUGUGUCUUGUGCUGGCUUUAAUUUCAAGGAGAAACUCUUUGUUGCAUUGUCAUGGAUCCCCAAAGCAACCGUCCAGGCUGCAAUUGGUUCUGUUGCCUUGGAUACAGCACGAGAUAAGCAUGAUCCAGAGCUAGAAGAAUAUGGUCUGAAUAUCCUGACAGUGGCCUUCUUGUCUAUCCUGAUCACAGCUCCAACUGGAGCUUUACUUAUUGGCCUGAUGGGGCCCAAACUUCUCCACAAGGCCAAUAUAGAUAAUAAAGAAGAUUAUGGACAUGAAAAAGUAAGACAAGAAGAAACAUCUACUCCAGUAUAG